Messenger RNA from Orbicella faveolata, 6236 nucleotides. RefSeq lists its product as uncharacterized. Gene Ontology annotation, cellular component: precatalytic spliceosome. NCBI's taxonomy places the organism in Eukaryota, Metazoa, Cnidaria, Anthozoa, Scleractinia, Merulinidae. The record is from RefSeq and is a predicted model, not a curated record. Gene Ontology annotation, molecular function: metal ion binding; RNA binding.
UCAUUUUUGGACAAUGUGGAGAUAAUUGUAAAUAAAAUCUGUUUCUGCAAAGAAAAGUAGGGGUCACCGACCGUCCAAGAUCGUUAGAUCCAGGCAAAGCCAUAGCAAUAGCCAUCUGCCCUAUCAUUGUUCAUUUUAUUACUUAGCACAUGCUCUCAUGCAUGACAUGGCAUGUGAAUUUGCGUGCACAGUAAGGAUGCACAGAAACAAUUAGCACAAAUGUCCUUUAACUGUCUGCAAUGCUCACUAUCAGCGAGACAUUUACCCAGGAGAAAUAGCUUUAAUCAAGAGAAAUGUUGCAUGACUACAUGUACUGCAAAUAAGAAGAGUAUUAAUUGGUGUAAAUUAUCUGAAUAUCAUAACCUUGCUACUGCAUGUAAAGGAAGAUAUUUCUGAUAGCCUUGGGCUAGUACAUUGUAGGUUAUGUGUUUGGACUGGUGGAUUUCACCAUCUGUUUACCUAAAUGGGCAAUUGACCCAGUGGCUGUAGACCCCCUGUGAAAAUGUUUGACCAACAGUACUUGGAAGAAAACGUUCAAAAUGGUUUCAAAGCUUGUAGGCUGCUUUUUCUGGCGUUCGCCUUCCCAAAAUGGGCUUUAAACACGGAGCAAUCCUAUAAAAGGCAAGGACACGCCACCUUUGAAGCACUUUGUUGGCUUUUUUGUGCAACGGUGGAAAGCCGAAAUAAUGGUCGCGUUACAUGGAAGUCGUGAAGAAAUAGCGUUUUUUUUUUUUUUUCGUUAAAACAAUGGAGUCAUUUAUGUAGAAUGAUAUAAGGUGAAUAAUAAAAAUACAGUGAAAAUAAAACUUAUAUUAACUCUUUAGAAGAUGCCUUUGGAACAACAAAAACAAUGAAUUAUCUUCUGCACUUCACGGAACAUUCAAAUUUCGCCAGUAACUAAAAUAACAAAGCUGAUAACUGUGAUCAAUGAGCUAUCUUUUUCCAUUUAUCUCAGCAUGCCGAGAACGAAAACAAAUCUCGUUAGAGGUGAUUUUGGUUAGCCUGUGAACACAGACGGAUUUUGGUGGGGUAUUCAAAAUUAUUCAGAUUUAUGAACAUUAUGAUGGUGCAAACAAAAUGCAAAUUGAACAAUGAGUUAUUCCUCAAACUGUUCUAUAGCAUUCAUAGCAAAGAAAUUGGAAAAAAAAAGUACUACAAAGAAACAAGAGAACUUGAAAAAUGGCAAGGUGAGAUUUUUAUGUUACAAAGGAGAAGGAAGACUCAUGGCUGAAUGCAAGAAAAACUUGAGUUCGUAAAAGGCCGACUGAAUUUUAGCAGCAAGAGUACAACAGCAGCCAAUGUUCACCUUAUGGAAUCUCUUUUAGAUAACUGGCUGAAGAAUAACCAUAUUACCGUAGAUAUAAUAUAUUACCUUCACAGUCCACUUGUAUCUUUUUUUUACAAGUUUUAGUUUCCAAACUUAUUUCUCAACUGCAUUAAUCCUCGAAGGAGCAAAGACACUCUGGCAAAAGAACUAGACACAGCAUUUUAUUAAUUUGAGUGAACAGUUCAAAUUCAUACGAUUGGAACAAAAUUAUGAAGUUGAAAUAAAAAAAGGUCAGUUUUUUUGUAAACUCUUCUCCUGAAGCUAUCAUUCAUUUAGUUCAAAAGGCAUUGCCCACUGGUAAAAUAAAACAAAAUUACACCCGUUGCUCUCCAGAAUUUUUUGGCAACACUCUAAAAUUAGACCUGAGUGAAUAAGCCAAUCAAAUGGGAGCAUUGGUCAUCCGUUGGGAUUUGUGAUUGGCCAGCUGAACACCUCAGCCUUGUUAUACAGGAUCGCUCCAUGUUUAUCGUAAGUGAAAUGAUAUGAGGGAUCCAGGUAUUUUGUGUUGUAAAAGCCGCAUAUCAGUUAAAUGUGUAUCAUGGAAAUCCACAAUGCGGAUAUCAUUUCCAUUCUCAAUUUGCCAUCAACAAAACGAUGAUUAAAGAAUCAAAGCAAACAAAGACCAAUCAUUUUGUUUUUUGUGACCAGUGGUUUCUGUGCAAGGAAGAAAUAACUUUUUCUUUUAUAGAUUUCUGAUUUUACUGGGCUCUCAAUAAAGAUCAUCAGAUUAUGCGAGGUUUCAAAAUAGUUAUUUUUGGAAUUAUAGUAGUUUUAUUAGGUGUGAGAAUAAAAUUGUGAACAUUUUUGUUUUUGCUACAAUUUAUCCGGAUUUCAAUUCUCACGCAUUUUGUUAUUGUGUAAUUUUUUCGGACAAGAAGGUUACCAUCCCCCUAAGUCUGAAAGUGCCCCCAUUCCUAUCAGUUACCUUUUUCUACUGCCAGACCUUCAACAGUAUUUCUGUCAUUCUACUUGCAAUGGGCAUAAAACUGAACACGCAAUUGGACUUGAUAAUUUAAUGAAAAUCAUGCUGAAUGUAUACCACAAAACUCCCCAGAAACUAUCUGGAGCAUCUCAUGUUGAUAGCCAGGCAGAGUUGACUUUUAAUGAGGCUCAUUGUGAAGCAACUGAUUAGAGCUUGGUAUCUGAAGUUUGGAGAAAACAGCGGGAUACUGGAGCACAGUUUCACAGAUAUAACUUUUUCUGCAUGAAAGGAAAUAGAGGCUCUAUAGUCACAGGCUAAAGAUAAGUACACUACCAGCAGCAUACACUGUAUAAUGCAGAUCAAGUCGUGACUUACUGUGCAGCAAUAUAAUUUGCUUGUUUGUUUUCCUUUCAGUAUUUUUACUAUGGAAAUUUGAUGUUGAUGGCCCUCCUCCCUUCACUAGCAACCGUUGUGAAUUUUAAGGACUUUGUUGAUCUGGAAUUGACCGUAGCUUUUUAUAUCUUUAUCUUUCUUUGCUCAGGUGGUUGUACAUGGGGUAUGUCUUGUAGGUUUCUACAUCCAGGACUUAAUGACAAAGGUGCAUAUCAAAUGCUCCCUGAGCCUGGCCAGUAUCCCAGCCCCUUCCCCAAGGUACCAGUCGCUCCUGUCCAUCCAGAGGCUAUAAUGCCAUCCUUCCCAGACCAGGAUGUUGGGCAAUUGGAUGAUGAAAUGGCUGAUAGAACACAACCCAUCUCAGAGCCGAUAGCCCCACCCAAAAAAGAAACAGCAUGGGAGAGGGGACUAAAACUAGCAAGAGAAAUUAAAAAAGCUGCCCAGAAGCGAAAGGAAGAAGACGCUGAUUUUGAGGAGAAGCGUAUGAUCCUCGGCAUCACAGCUGAAGGAGACGAAGAUGAAAAUGACAAAGAAAAUUUGAUGAGACGCCGUGAGAUGAUACGAAGCAGGUUGGAAAAAGAGCCUGUCAUGUUCGGUCAAGAGGAAGAAGACAUCAGACAUCGUAGAGGAGGAGAUAUCGUGUCACGGUGGAGAGACAAGAGAGAUUCCUCACCUGUCCAGUAUCGGGAUCGUGACAGACGAAAAAAGAGAGCUUAUCGUACUCCAUCAUCUUCACCUGAAAGGGACAGGCGAAGUAGACGAAGAGGCGGUGAAAAAGAGAAACAGAAGGAAAAGGCAAAAGAAAUUACCAAAGAACGAGAAAAAGAACGAACGAAAAAGCCUUCGAAAGAGACGGAAAAGACGGGAGAGGAGAAAGUUAAAAACAAGAAAGACAAAGGGAAAGAAAAGGAUAAAGAAAUCCCAGCCGCUGGGGAUGGGAAAAGCGACAGUGAAGUUACGCAAGAGAAAAACGUUGAAGUCAAGGAGCAAACAAUUUCAGCUCUAAAGGAACAACACAAUGACACAAUUGAUGAGAACAAGGAUGAAGGAAGGAAGAAAAGGAGUCAGGAAGUGAAUGUAAAUACUGAAACAACAACAGCAAAGGAAGGUGACAAGAGAGAGGAUUUAAGAGAAACGGUAGUUGAAGAAAAGGACAAAUCUAAGCCGAAAGCACUAGGAAUCUCAAGUUCCCGUCUUCCUAAUGAUGAAUGGAUAGAUCCCUGGCAAAGAACAACAUCUCCUAAACGCCACUCGGUUUCUUCUCGUAGUUCACGAAGCAGGUCUUCAUCCUCCUCCUCAGACUCAUCACGUUCCUCACGCUCACACUCGGGAUCAGAGUCACGUUCCACGUCACGCUCUGCUUCUCGCUCGCGGUCUCGCUCAGUUUCUCCAACGUCUUCCAGAUCACGAUCACGUUCGCGCUCUGGCUCCCGGUCAAAAUCACGUUCCCGAUCUGGUUCUCGGUCUUCAGGGAGCGAUAGGUCAAGCUCAACAAGUAGCAACAGUCCUGUUAAAGAGGUGAAGACUGUGCACAAUGAAGACGAUGAAGAGAGAGGUGGCACGCAAGCUUCUAACGUUUCUUCAGAGUCCGAAUCCCAAUCAAACAAGUCAAAAUCGCCAUCGCCUAAACCUACGCAAAAAAGUCCUACUAAGCUCAAAGGUUCACCAGAACCAGGGCCUCGAACUCCACCAGUUGAGACUAAUCGUAAUAUCAAGGAAAAGAGGAAUCGUUAUGAGUAUGGCCGAGCAGAUAGAAUACAAAAAUCCCAUGGGGCCAGCUGGGGCCGCCGAGCAGGUGUGCGGCCAUUCCAAGAUCCCUAUAGUCGAGAGCGCGGACAUCAUUCUCGAAGAGGAAGGAGUCCUGACAGGCGAAGAAGAUCUCGAUCACCUCGAGCAAGGAACGAAGACCGACGACGACCCAACCAGUCAAAAACACGAGAACGUUCUUCAAGUGCUGACAGUAUGGAGCAUGCACUAGCUCGUCCCAGUUCUCCACGUACAACACGAGAGCGAGGUGGGUUCCGCCGUGGAUCUAGUGCGUCAUCCAGUGAUAGUGCAAGUGCAAGCAGUGAUACUGGAAGCGAAUCAGAAGAGCACCCAGCCAAAACACGCCGAGCAGCCCCUAAGACUGAACAAGUCAAGCAAGCACAGAAUGUGCCAUUGACAAGCGGCAACAUUAGAUAUACUGGCCAUAAAGAUAUUAAACUAACUUUGAACAAGUCUGUUGCGCGAUCAGAGGCUACGGACUCCUCUAAACCUUCCCAGCAUUCUCCACCGUACAGAUCUGAAGCCAGCAGUAGCAAUGACAAACAGUCAGCUUUAAAAAAGCGACCACGUGAUCCGUCCCCAGUCACCGACGCUCAAGAGGCCGUGAAGGUAGCGGUUGCGUCAUCCGUGACGCCGCAACCUACGAUUAAACCCGAGAAACGAUCAAUGGAUUCACAAGCGGAAGCAGUGCCUGCUGGGAAAUCAAAUGCUGCAAACACUUCCUCGAGGAGAGAAGAACUCCUCCGUGAACUGAAGGCUGUGGAAGAUGCCAUAGCAAGAAAACGAGCGCGAAUUGAAUAACCAUUCCAAAGUUACUACUUUGACAUUGAUUUUUCUUUCUCGUGAAUGUAUAGUAAAAAUCCGUUAUUCGUCACUUUCUGUGUAUCGUCAUUUUUAUCUAAAUUGCGAAACUACAAGCGGGACGAACAAACUGUUUUUUCGUUGUAAUCAAAAAUCACUUUAAAAGUGGAAAGCAUUGAAGGCAGUUAGCUAGCAAGAUUGCCAUCGAUUUCCUUUCUCCCAUUUUCAAGUCACGCUCGAAUAUUUGAUAUACUUGUCGAUCAACAUUUCCCCACGCGCUACACCUGUCAGAAGUCCCAAGUUUAAAAUACGUACCAGAACGCUUGCUACACAGAGUAUUUGAACUUCAGUCCCUCAGUCUCGCUGUCCAGAACGAGAACAAUUUACUUCUCACAAGCAGGGUUCUCGGUUUUGGUAUCGCAUUGUGCCCAAAAGGUACACAAUAUUUAGCCAUGUUUAUGUGAUGUUCGUUGAGCACUCAGUGUUUGGGUGGCGGAAGUAAAUUCCUGAGAACUUACCGAUUUAACUAAGUUGUUUUAAACACCAUUAAUGGGCAAGUAGUAUCACUGAUGAUGUCAACAUUUGUCAUUUUUGUCACACACGAUAGACAGUGCUUCAUUACAUUUGCGAACAACAAAGACAACUCUAAAUUUCUACUCAUAUUUAAAGAAAAACUAAAGAGAAGUCGACCCUCUAUAAUGCAGACAAUAAAGUGUCCCAAUGUGCAUAGACAUGACGUAAUUGCAAGGGCUUUACCAAUGGCAUAAAGUGCUGUUCACGUUUUCAAUACUGACGUAAGCAUGUCUGAGAUGCAUCUAAAUUGUUUAAUAGACAAACGGACGCCGUUAGAUGUCCAGGACAAAAUCACGAUAUUUGUUGUACAAUCGUGCAUGUAUUUCAGCAGAGAGAGAAAAUUUGAAAGCCUUCAUAAAAUUCGAAUUCCGAUGAUAGAUGGCACUUAUAACUGAUUGUCUUGAUUUCGAAGUUUUCAUUGGCUUGUCUGUAAUAAAGAGAGGGUUAUAUGAA